AACAAAGUUUCGACUUUCCAGGAAGGUUGGGCUAUCGUCGAUCCGAUCUGCACGCUUCUCUUCUCUGUAAUUGUGCUAUGUACUACUAUUCACAUCCUUAGAGAUGCAUUGGUUGUUUUACUCGUAAGGUAUCUGAUUUAUUUCCUCUUUGUAACCCCAACAACAACACCCCAACUCCUUUUUUUCGCCUUACAUGAGCUAUGUCACUCCAUAAUGCUUAUGUCGAGCAAGAAUAAGAAAAGCUUUUUAUUUCCAGGCAGACCGAGCAACAUUGAUUUCUCGCACGUCUUCACUUCAUUGGAACAGAUCCAAGGUGUCAAGAAAGUCCAUGAUUUACGGAUAUGGGCUCUCACGAUGGACAAGGUUGCCGUCUCUGUUCAUCUUGAAGUGGCUCAACCGCAAAACGCUCAAUCUGUUCUCCGAGACACAAGAACGAUGCUGAAAAGGGUCUACGGCGUUCAUGAAAGCACGAUUCAAAUCGAAGGAUUCAUAGCCGAAAAAGACUGCAACCGAUGUGAUGUGCCGAAAUGA
This is a messenger RNA of Ostertagia ostertagi, 531 nucleotides long. NCBI's taxonomy places the organism in Eukaryota, Metazoa, Nematoda, Chromadorea, Rhabditida, Trichostrongylidae. The record is from the annotation of a GenBank genome assembly.